Messenger RNA from Scleropages formosus (Asian bonytongue), 1780 nucleotides. RefSeq names its product ankyrin repeat and death domain containing 1B (gene ankdd1b). The transcript is spliced from 15 exons. NCBI's taxonomy places the organism in Eukaryota, Metazoa, Chordata, Actinopteri, Osteoglossiformes, Osteoglossidae. Gene Ontology annotation, molecular function: protein binding. The record is from RefSeq and is a predicted model, not a curated record. The coding region runs from base 21 to 1688 and encodes 555 amino acids. Gene Ontology annotation, biological process: signal transduction.
UGUGCAGGGAACUGGUCCCAAUGGAGAAAGCUUUGGCUCUGAAAGACAGAAUUAAGAGCCACCCCAUGAUGAAGAAGGAGAACCUCAACCCUAAAGUCUGGAUGAAUGCAGAGAAUGUCAAAGGUUUUAAAGACUUUAUCCUGCAGAAGGAGCCGGAGACAGAGACAGAUGGGCAGAAUUUUGACGAUGAGAACAUGUUGCUGGAAAAUGAAAGGUUCUACAUGGAAGCUGCAAAGAAGAAUGAUGUACAAACCAUGAAGCUUCUUGGCAGGGGUGUCAACGUCAACGCAAAGAAUGUGCAUAAUCGAACUGCACUUCACUACGCAGCGGCUGGGAAGAAUCAAGAAGCAGUUCAGCUCCUGCUUCAGAGAAGAGCUAAGUUAGACCUACAAGACAAGCAUGGGGUGACAGCCACUCACCUGGCAGCCUGGUUUGGGAGUUUGUCCAUCCUGAAACUUCUCAUACAAGCUGGGGCUGACCACAAGAUUGAGAACAAGGAAGGAAUGAACAUUAUGCACUGUGCUGCCAUCAACAACCACACGGACAUUGUGAGAUACAUAGUGAAUGACUUGCACAUGAAAGAGCUUGAUAAAGAGGACGAGUCAGGGAAGCGAGCUUUCUGUCUGGCUGCAGAGCAUGGCUGCGUGGAGAUGCUGGAGCUGCUGAUGGAGGAGUCAUUCAACAUGGCCAUCAUGCAGGAAGAUCAGGAUGGCAACACCCCGCUGCACCUUGCAUCAAAGCAAGGCCACCUGGAAGUGAUUCAACUCCUGCUCCAGAACUUUGACAUCCGCAAUGAAGUCAACAAGGCUGGAGAGACGCCACUGUACCUGGCUGCGGACGGGGCUUUCGAGGACUGUGUCCAAGUGCUGCUGGAGGCUGGCUGUGACCCAAACAUCGUGACGAAAGUUAAAAACAGCCCCUUGCAUCCUGUGUGUGAGAAUGGCCACACCUCACUGGUCAAACUCCUCAUUGACAACGGUGCUGAUAUGAACUUACAGAAUCAACAUCUGCUGGCCCCCUUCCACCUAGCAGUGAAGUUCUGCCACUUCCCGGUGAUUCACGUACUCCUGGAGGCUGGUUGCGACGUCAACGUUACCGAUGUAAGGGGACAGACGGCCCUGCACAUCGCGGCGGAGCUCGGCAAGGUGGACGUGGUGGAGUUGAUUCUGAAAGCGGGUGCCGAUCUCUCCCUGCGGGACAAGCAAGGCAAGACACCGCUGGGUGUGGCAGCGAGGGGGAACAUGGUGAUUAUUGUGGACAUGAUCAUCAAAGCAGAAAGAUACUUUGCAUGGAGAAAGGCCAAUGUAGAAUGUAAUGAAACCCUUCACAACGAAUCUCCGCUGACAUUUAAAUUAGACCACAGAGCAGAGACCAAGCAGGUCCGUUCCACCAUCUGGAACCUGGCCUACAACCUCUUCAAGGCCAAUGACUGGAAGAAAGUGGCCCAUCACUGGGCGUUUACCGAAGCACAGGUGGCCGCCAUCGAGGAGCAAUGGACAGGCCUCAAAAGCUAUCAGGAACAUGGAAACAGACUCAUGCUGAUCUGGCUCCACGGAGUAUGCACUGCAGGCAAGAAUGCUGCCAAAGAGCUUCACGAGAGCCUGCUUUCCACAGGGUUCACCAGUGUUGCAGACAAAAUAAGAGCAGAUGCAAGUGGCAAGGAGGCAAAGAAAUGUUCUGUUUCAUGAUGGACUCACAAUACAACAGUAUAAAUCAACAUAUGAAACAAUGUGAAACUGAAUAUUUCUGGUGCUGCAAUAAAAUUUGUUUUUCAGGGAAA